ACGAACAUGGCGACGGACGUAGAUACGGUGUAUAGUUUUCCGUUGAACAUAAUCCCACCUAAUGAAAUUGCUAGUAGCAAAAACGUAUCAAAUAAAAGUGUUACCAAUGGUACAUCAGAGAAUAUUGGAUCUCACCACGAACACUUUGUUGUUGAGAUAGAAUCUUCAGAAGACGCACUCGAAUCAAUAGGACCGCUAUUUCGAGCAAUAUAUGAUGGAGAUGAUCAUGAGCUAUUUAUGCAAAGGCUUGAUGAGCGAAUCAAGAAUCAUGAUAGGGAUAUUGAGAAAAUGUGCAACUUUCACUAUCAAGGUUUUAUUGAUUCGAUACACGAGUUGUUACAACUACGGAGUGAGGCAGAACAAGUAAAGGGCAAGGUGCAGGCGCGUCAUUUUAACCUUCAGCGAACGGGGUCGGCUUUGAUUUCCCGAGCAGAGGCUGUGAUGCAGUGCCAGCAAAUACAAGAUGAACAUCUCGUCAACAAUUGAGGCCUCUCAACUUGCCUACCAGUCUUUCUAAUGUAUGGGAAGCUGAAAAAGCAAAUGGACUGUAAAAGGUAUUACCCAGCAUUGAAAACCCUAGAGCAGCUGGAACAUACGUAUCUGCCUCGUGUCAGCGAAUAUAGGUUCACCAAAGUCAUGUACGACCAAAUCGUACGCCUACGCGAUGGAAUUAAGGAGGCUUCCAUGUCAGAUCUGAAGGACUUUUUGGAGAAUAUUAGAAAGUACUCCAGCAAGAUUGGUGAAGUAGCAAUGCAGCAUGUGGCAGAUCAGCAUGGCUUAGAUCCGACCUUCGUCAGUAUGCCCGAGAAGAAGCGAAAAGCCCCACCACCCCCAAAUCCAUUCACUGGGGAAGCAGAGGCAACAGUUACUGAUCAGGAAACUAACAUCUACAAAGAUGGGGAUGAGGAGCUUAGUGCACAAGAGCUGGUGGACUUUUCUCCUGUUUAUAGAUGCUGGCAUAUUUAUAAUGUACUUGGUGCAGGAGAGGAGUUUGAGAGCUACUACAGAAAGCAGAGAAAGAAGCAGGCUAAGCUGUGCUUGCAACCUGCGACAAAUAUGCAUGAAACUUUAGAUGGCUAUAAGAAAUACUUCCACGAGAUCAUUGGGUUUUUCGUUGUUGAAGACAACAUUCUGCACACGACUACUGGCCUCAUCACUAGUGGCUACCUCGAUGAACUCUGGGAAAUGGCCCUGUCUAAGAUUGUAGCAGUCCUUCGAACACAUUCGGCGUAUUGCACUGAUCCAUCGCUGAUGCUAGACAUCAAAAUCCUGAUCAUCUUCUUCUGCCACACGCUGGAGGGAUAUGGAUUCCCCGUGACACGAUUGUAUGGACUGCUUAUUGAGAUCAGAGACCAGUACAAUGAGAUUCUGAUGAAGAGGUGGAAGAACACAUUCAUGGAUAUAUUCGAAGAUGACAACUACACUCCAAUCACGUUGCACUACCAAGCCGAAUAUACAGCCAUUGUGACCAUAUUCCCAUUCAAGGAUGAAUUUGUAGAAAAGUCACCAUUUCCAAAAAGGUUCCCAUUCUCUGAGUUUGUGCCAAGAGUAUACCAACAAGUCAAGGAGUAUAUAUAUGCAUGCUUGAAGUUCUCCGAAGACCUCAAUCUUAGUCAGGCAGAGAUAGACGACAUGGUGAGAAAAUCAACCAACUUUCUACUGACACGAACACUUAGUGGCUGUUUGUCUUCACUGAUACGGAGACCUGGGCUAGGCCUGGCUCAGUUGAUACAGAUUGCUAUAAACACGGAGUACCUAGAAAUAGCGUGCAUACAUCUAGAAGAAUUUAUAUCAUCUAUUACUGGCAUAUCCAGGGAGGCGACACAUGUUGCCAAGCUGCAGGGGAAAUCUAUGUUCAAAGAUGCGAGAUCUCAUGCAGAGCAGCAAAUAUACCUGGCACUGAACCACAAGAUAGACGAAUUCAUGGAGCUAGCCAACUACGAGUGGACAUUGGUUGAGUCGAAAGGGCACGCAAGUGGAUAUCUCAUGGAUCUCGUUGCAUUUCUCCAAAGCACGUUCAUGUCUUUCACAAAUUUGCCAGAUAAAGUGGCUCAGACGGCCUGCAUGUCAGCUUGCAAGCAUAUAGCUGAGUCGAUAACGAACCUGCUUCUGGACCAUGACACAAAGAUUCUGUCAGCUGGUGCAAUUCAGCAAGUCAACCUAGAUGUAAUACAGUGUGAACAGUUUGCUAGUUUGGAGCCAGUGCCUGGGUUUACUGUUGGAGCUCUUCAAAUGACAUUUUCAGAGCUGCGUCAGAUUCUGGACUUGGCCAUGUCGGAUGACUGGUCGUCAUAUCUGGCUGAUUUUGGAAAGGACCGUAACAAGUAUUCUCUAGUGUCUCCACAGACUGCUGUGGUACUAGUAGAAAAGAUCAGCAAUGGCAUGAAGAAAACGGGAGUGUUCACAUCGAUGAAAAAACCAGAAAAGGAACGAAAGAAGCUGCUGGAAACGGUACUGAAGCAGCUUCGUGCGCUGGUGAACAGCUCAGCUAUGAUGUGAUCAUGUGCACACUUACAUUGCUAUUGCUUUUGUGCAAACGCCACAUCUACCUGCUCUCAUCAGUGUACGGAUGUGAUGCUGUGGUAGCAGUGUCAUGUAAUGUGAUGUGCAGUGUUACUGAGGGGUGGUUGUAAUAUGAUUCAUACCUAGUGUGUCAGUCUACAUAGCCAGGCAAACAGAAAUAAUGUGUAAGCAUUGGCAAUGCUAAAAUGUGUCAUAAAAUAAUUACCGCAGUUGCAUGUACACUGCACGUGUUAUAGCAUUACUGACUAUUGGCUCAAUACAAUGAACAGCAACAUGGAUGGAUAGGUGAGAUGAGGAGGGUGAGUGGACUUCUUAGCAGGCUUUAAAUGAUGAAGACAAUUUAAUAUGACUGAGUUAUGUGACCUGUUGUGGAAACAAAUCUGUAUUUCACUAGAGAAAAGGCUACUCUCAGUGGUAUACCAUAAUUUUUAGACUGCAGCUUUGUUAGUGUUGGAUUGCUAUUCCACUACUUGUUUUUGUGCAUUGAGGUUUCAUUAUAUGUAAUUGUGAAUACAUGGCAACAUAGCAGUCUUGGCAAUAACCAAAAUAUGUAAGAGUUUAUCUGAUGUUUGAGUUAGUUUGAUAACGUAGUUGUCAAAUCUUGAUUUUUUUUAUGUACUUCAACCUUUUAUUUGAGCAUGGAUAAAUCUAGAAGCAAGAGUUUAUGCGGUAUGGCAUAGCCAUGCUUUCACAGGGAUGUGACUUUCUCAAACGCAUUUUCGUUUGCUCGAACUGCUCAGAUGUUCUAUCUCUGGUCGUAAGGUUGAUCAAACAAGGAGUAAUCUUGUACAUUGGCUAUUAGGCAGCUAGUUAUGACUUGACUAGCAGCACGAAUUACAGCAUGAACUUAAUUGAGUUUGAAUUAAUUUUAUUUUUAGCCUUCACAUUUCCAAUCGGAGAUUUAUAUAUAUAUAUAUAUAUAUAUAUAUAUAAUGUUUUGUGUUUUAGUCGUGUAUAUGGCCUGUAAAUAAGCCAGUCAAAUGGCAAUCGCUUAUGUGUAAUCCACUGAUAAUAAGUUGUAGUGUAGCUGGAUAUUAACUAAUAUAUGCGUGCGUGCCGGUGUGUAGUCUAUUAUUUAAUUAAAUGCUACAUUACUUUCUUCUAAUGUUUCCCUCACACUGGCUAUAUAUUAUGCAAUUAUAUUCAUCUGGCAUUGUUGGCAUUGUUCUCAAGAGUGUUUUGCUACACACAAUGUAAUCAACAGCAAUUUAUAAUAUUGUUUAUAUAUAUAUUAAAUAAAUUAAAUUCCUUUUA
Molecule: messenger RNA, 3777 nt
Organism: Priapulus caudatus
Lineage: Eukaryota; Metazoa; Priapulida; Priapulimorpha; Priapulimorphida; Priapulidae
Product: exocyst complex component 6-like
Exons: 21
Coding region: 517-2499 (660 amino acids)
Biological process (GO): Golgi to plasma membrane transport; intracellular protein transport; exocytosis
Cellular component (GO): exocyst; membrane
Source: RefSeq, a predicted model, not a curated record